Lingula anatina is the source of this 2476-nucleotide messenger RNA. RefSeq names its product beta-ureidopropionase-like. Gene Ontology annotation, molecular function: beta-ureidopropionase activity. Lineage: Eukaryota; Metazoa; Brachiopoda; Lingulata; Lingulida; Lingulidae. The record is from RefSeq and is a predicted model, not a curated record.
UUUUGCCACGGUCUAUUUCUAAAAGUAGCUCAGACUCCAAAACUUAUAACUGUGCAAGCAGGAUUCUACGGUGACUUCUUAAUUUCAAGAUCAUGUCAGCAGAAAUUGAGAGUAUAGAAAGUCUUCUUGAGAAAAACAUUAAAGGGGAAGAACUUUCCGAAGUUAGAAGGAUACUUUAUGGGAAAGAACUCAAGUCAGUGCACAUUCCUGAUAAAGUCACCCAGCUGGCUAUAUCCAAGGACUUUGAAGUGAAGGCAUACGCGUUUGAGGCUACCCCUGAGCAACUGAGGCCGCCAGGAACAGUGAGGGUUGGAUUAAUCCAGAACAAGAUAGUGCUUCCCACUGAUGCACCUAUUAAGGCCCAAAUUGAAGCUCUUCACCAGAGAAUUGGUGACAUAAUUCAGGCAGCAGCAGAAUGUGGGGUGAAUAUUGUGUGUAUGCAGGAGGCCUGGACCAUGCCUUUUGCCUUUUGUACUAGAGAAAAACACCCAUGGACAGAAUUUGCAGAGUCAGCAGAGACGGGACCAACCACUAAACUUAUGCAAGAGCUGGCUCAGAGGUAUAACAUGGUGAUUAUUUCCCCCAUACUAGAGAGAGAUGAUGCCCACGGUGAAAUACUGGCAAACACUGCAGUUGUAAUUUCAAACACGGGAGCAGUGCUUGGAAAGUCCAGGAAGAAUCACAUUCCUAGAACUGGGGAUUUUAAUGAAUCUACCUAUUACUUGGAGGGUAACACUGGCCACCCUGUGUUCCAGACUCAGUUUGGCAAGAUUGCUAUUAACAUUUGCUAUGGACGCCAUCACCCUCAGAACUGGAUGAUGUAUGGCAUCAAUGGCGCAGAAAUUGUGUUCAAUCCAUCAGCCACUGUUGGAUCUCUUAGUGAGCCUAUGUGGCCCAUUGAGGCCCGGAAUGCAGCAAUUGCCAACAGUUACUUCACCUGUGCCAUAAACAGAGUGGGAACAGAAUAUUUUGCCAAUGAAUUCAGCUCUGGAGAUGGAAAGCCAGCUCACAAGGACUUUGGUCACUUUUAUGGUUCAAGCUAUGUGGCAGCUCCAGAUGGCAGCAGGACCCCGGGGUUAUCCAGAACCAGAGAUGGUUUACUUGUGGUAGAAAUGGACUUGAACUUGUGUCGUCAGGUUAAAGACAAGUGGAACUUUAGGAUGACCCAGAGACUAGAGCUGUACGCUGAGUCUUUGACCAAAGCAGUCCGCCCAGACUAUCAGCCACAGGUUAUUAAGGAGUGAUCACACUUGAGAUAGAACAUCACUUCCUCACCAGUCACAGAAAACACAAGUGGUAGUGGUUCUUGUAGGAAGGUUGACAUUUUGAUUUUUUAUGAUCACUAUCUAAGUUUUUUUCUGUCCUGAUUGCAUUUUUAUGAGAUGAAACAAUACAGACUUUCAAAAAGGUGUCAUUUAUUGGAAAUCAUUGGAGAGAUACAGUAGAAUAUAUAUAUAUAAUUUCAGUAAAUUCAGAUUGAAUUUCAAUCAAGAUGCAUUACACAUAUAAAUACCUUAUUAUUCACAGAUUAAUAUAUAUUGAUUAAACACAAGCCCAGUUAAUUUACAUAUAUAACACCAGGAGACAUUUAAUAUACAGUUAUUGAUAAUAAAACUUAUCCAAGCAGUUAUCCAUACACAUAAGUUAUAGCAUAUUUUAAUUAGAUACAUGUACUUAGUAAUAUAUCUACUGAGUAUGCAUAAUUAAAGAUUCCAUAAUUUUGUAUUUUAAUCAACUGGUCACUUGUAGACAAAAUAAUCUGCUUAAAUUGUCACAAGUUAUAUAUACAUGUACAUUAAAAUCUUUGAAAAGUCCCAUAUUUACUAGUAGUUUGUCAGUAAGUGUACCAGUUAAUUACUAUAGACUACCAUAGUGGCUAACACCACAGACUAAUAUAUUUAUGAUAAUUUUUUACAGCAAUAAACUGACCUACUUUCAUUCCUAUGGUGCUAGAAAUUUGAUGUUAAUUUUUUUCUUAAUUGGCGUUCAUAAUUCACUUUGAUGUUUACAGGUGUCUGUGCUUUUCUAGAUUUAGUUAUAAAAUAGAGGGGCCAUAUUGUAAAAUUCUCUGAACAAAGCUUUAAUCAGGAGAAAGCAUUGUUUUGUGAAACCUACAUAGUAAAAGUUGAUUCAUUUCUGGAGGAGGACUAAGUUCCCAUUUAAUUUACCAUACAGACAUACUUUAGGUGAACUGUCUAAACGUAAGGUUUAAUAGAACCAUGAUUAGGACAUUAUGAUUCCUGAAUGUAUGUAAUUGUAGUACAUACAGGUAAUUAACACACAUAGAGGGCUACGUAUUAUUUGAGUUGAUGCAAGUAAUAUCAAACAGUAUGUGUAAUGGUUUGUUAUAUAAAUUUUAGCUUAAGAAAGAGCAGCUCAAUUGAAAAUAUAGAUAUAGUGCACUUUUUUGCACAAAAUGUUAUCUGAAUGAAGCAAUUUAAUAAAUAAUAUAUAUUAAAUAAUAACAAAGUUGAAA